GGAUGAAAACACUGUACAAAACACAAAUUUUAUCGCAAAGAUUUCAUUACGUGUUCCAUCGAAACGUUUGAUAUUCAUCGCAUUUGUUUACGUUGAAUAAGAGAGAAUUUCGCUGUAUACAAAUAUCGAUUUUAUUGUCAGAUGGAUUUGAAUAGUAUUUGGAUUGUAGUUUUCUUUCAAAUUGCAUUUGUUGUCGGUCAAGAAACCGGAUCAAAUGAAGCCGGCAAAUCCUCAAAACUGUUGACCGAAAAGGCUUAUGCCCAACUAUUUCAAGAGCGAAGAAAAGAAAGCAAAAAUCUGCUGCAAAUCAUUCGCAAUGAAGGUGCUUACGAACGCAAAUACAAAUUGCUGGAAGGCGCUUAUGAAAAACUCUUGAAUAUUCUUCAGCAAACAAAGAAUAUAAUUCAAGGUGGCCGAUAUGAUCCAUUGGUUGACAAAUUUCCACCACAAGAUGUUCGUCUGUUUGAUGCGAUAACCGUGACUAUGGAAAAUACAUGCCUGUUUGGUGAAGUUAUUUUACACAAUCCAGAUAUAUCGUAUCGUGUGCUCGACUCGCAAUUGCUCGGCCCAGAUUGGAAAGACCUAAUCAAUUGGUGCAUAAAAUACACACGAAAGUUUAAUGAUCGUAUCAUCGAUGUCAAAAGUCAAGAGUUGCUGUGGCUCGUCGAACAAGAAAUCAAUCCAGAGAAACGUAGUGAAAACUUUACCAAUCCAUACCGAAAUGCUGGUCAACAAAAAGACACAACCAAAAAGAAGAAAAAAGCAAAGAAAAUCGAAAAAGGCCCACGCAUGGUGACGCGUGAUGAGUUUUAAAAUGAAACUUUCCAUUGUUUUUGCUUUUAUUGAAUUUAUAAAUAAAUUUCACUUUUUUAUUAUCGAAAACUUAAAA
Sitodiplosis mosellana (orange wheat blossom midge) is the source of this 889-nucleotide messenger RNA. Its product is annotated as coiled-coil domain-containing protein 134-like. The record is from RefSeq and is a predicted model, not a curated record. NCBI's taxonomy places the organism in Eukaryota, Metazoa, Arthropoda, Insecta, Diptera, Cecidomyiidae. The transcript has 3 exons. Bases 142 to 813 code for a protein of 223 amino acids.